Anarrhichthys ocellatus (wolf-eel) is the source of this 300-nucleotide messenger RNA. RefSeq names its product homeobox protein Hox-D9. Gene Ontology annotation, biological process: proximal/distal pattern formation; anterior/posterior pattern specification; regulation of transcription by RNA polymerase II. Lineage: Eukaryota; Metazoa; Chordata; Actinopteri; Perciformes; Anarhichadidae. Bases 1 to 270 code for a protein of 89 amino acids. The transcript has 2 exons. Gene Ontology annotation, molecular function: DNA-binding transcription factor activity, RNA polymerase II-specific; RNA polymerase II cis-regulatory region sequence-specific DNA binding. The record is from RefSeq and is a predicted model, not a curated record. Gene Ontology annotation, cellular component: nucleus.
AUGGCGGACUCUGUGAAGAUGAUCUGCUCCCUGUCCGACCCGUCGGCCAACUGGCUGCACGCGCGCUCCUCCAGGAAGAAGCGGUGCCCGUACACCAAAUACCAGACGCUCGAGCUGGAGAAGGAGUUCCUGUUCAACAUGUACCUCACGCGGGACCGGCGGCAUGAGGUGGCACGCGCGCUCAACCUGACAGAGCGGCAGGUGAAGAUCUGGUUCCAGAACCGGAGGAUGAAGAUGAAGAAACAGAGCAAGGACCAACCCAAGGACUAGACAGCGGGAAAAUCACUCGGGCGCGCACAU